GCGCCGGACGUUAUCCAACAAACUUUAGCAAGUUCCAACCUAAAUUGUACGAAAUGGGUUGAUCAGGGGAAAUAUAAGCCAUCAUUUAAUGUUGCUCCAACUUAUUAUGAGCCUGUUGUUCGUACAGACUCUGAGUCACAUGAGAAUAUUAUUCAUUCUAUGAAAUGGGGAUUAGUUCCAUCAUGGGCAAAGGACAAAUCUAAAUCCCCUACUUCGACACAAUCAAUCAAUUGCCGAGAUGAUUCAUUAUUUGAAAUAAGCGGAAAACCUAUGUUUAAAUCUUUAAAGAAUAAAAGUCGAUGUAUUGUUGUCGCUCAAGGAUUCUAUGAAUGGUCUCGUGAACACAAGAAGAAGAAAACACCUUAUCUUAUCAAAAGAAAAGAUGAAAAGCUACUUCUUUUUGCAGGGCUUUAUGAUAAAGCUCAAUUAGAAA
This is a messenger RNA of Dentiscutata heterogama, 433 nucleotides long. The record is from the annotation of a GenBank genome assembly. NCBI's taxonomy places the organism in Eukaryota, Fungi, Glomeromycota, Glomeromycetes, Diversisporales, Gigasporaceae.